GUGUUGUUGUGUGUGAGCCGAGUGUGUGUGAGCCGAGUGUGUGAGCUGUGGCAGUAACAAUGCCUUCAGUUCAGUAUCUGAGAGAGUUUAUCAACGAGCGACUAACUGCUGCUGCUGAACAAAUAUUCUUGGAGUUUGAAAAAACGAUCGUCCAGUACGAGGAAGAGAUCGACCGUCAGCGCAGACUGCUGGAUAUCACCUGGAAACCCCAAAUCAAGCUGCACAGGACAGACGUCCCACAGCAGCAUGUCUGUGAGGAUAAGAAGGAGGAGGAGGAGGAGGAGGAGGUUCUCCCUGAGCAGCAGCUCUGGAACCAGGAGAGGAGCUCCAGUCUGGAGCAGGAGGAAUCAGAACCUCCACAGAUUAAAGAGGAACAGGAGGAACUGUGCAGCAGUCAGGAGGGAGAGCAGCUGGGACUGAAGGAAGAGACUGAUACCUUCAUGGUGACUGCUGCUGCUGAGGAAAGUGACCACAGUGAACCAGAAGCAGACAGUGAACAGCUUCCAUCUCUCAGCUCUGAUAACUUUUUUUAUACCAAAUCAAAAGACACAGAAGACAUUAGAAUUUUUUUCCAGUACAAAGAAGAGAUCAACAAUCAACAAAGGCAGUUGGCUGUCAACUGGAAACCUGAAAUAAAGCUCUACAGAAUAGAUGGCCCACAGCAGCCUGUCUGUAAGGAGGAGGAGGUUCUCUCCGAGCUGCAGCUCUGUGACCAGGAGAGGAGCUCCAGUCUGGACCAGGAGGAACCAGAACCUCCACAGAUUAAAGAGGAAGAGGAGGAACUCUGCAGCAGUCAGGAGGGAGAGCAGCUGGGACUGAAGGAGGAGCCUGAUACCUUUAUGGUGACUGCUGCUGAGGAAGGAGAGCACAGUGAACCAGAAGCAAACACUGACCAGCUCCCCUCUCACAGCUCUGAUAUUUUUACAUUUAUUCAGUCCAAAUCUAAAGAAAUAUUUGAAGUUAUUAAUAAUUCUAUCCAGUACGAGGAAGAGAACGACCAUCAGCACAGACUCAUGGAUAUCAGCUGGAAGCCCAAAAUACAGCUUCACAUUACAGAGGGAGAGCAGCUUGGACUGAAGGAGGAGACUGAUACCUUUAUGGUGACUGCUGCUGAGGAAGGAGACCACCAUGACCCAGAAGCAAACACUGACCAGCUUCUUUCCCACAGCUGUCCUAUAAAUGAGAGCCAAAAUCAUGAAGGAAGCUGGAAUUUAGAUUCAGGGACAAAUAGUAACUCAGAGAAUCUGUGUAACUCUGACACAGGAAAAAAGUAUUUAACAUGUGAUUUUUGUGGAAAAUCCUUUAAUGAAAUGUACAAAAUGAAUCGACAUCUGACAAUACACACAGGUAAGAAGCCAUAUUCUUGUGAAACAUGUGGGAAAAGUUUCACAGUGAAGGGUAAUCUGACUGUGCACAUGAGAACGCACACAGGUGAGAAGCCUUAUUCUUGUGAAACGUGUGGGAAAAGUUUUUAUUUGUCAUCAUCACUUAAAGACCAUAAGACUGCCCACACAGGUGAGAAACCAUAUUCUUGUAAAACAUGUGGGAAAAGUUUCAGACACAGGGGUAAUUUAAAUAUGCACAAGAGAGCACACACAGGUGAGAAUCCGUAUCAUUGUAAAAUAUGCAGCAAGAUGUUCAGACGUAGAAGAAGUUUAUCGGCGCACAUAAGAAUGCACACAGGUGAGAAGCCGUAUUCUUGUGAAACUUGUGGAAAAAGUUUUUAUUUUUCAUAUUCACUUAAAAGACAUAUGACUGCCCAUACAGGUGAGAAGUUGUAUUCUUGUAAAACAUGUGGGAAAAGUUUAACACAGAAGGGUAGUUUGACCAUACACAUGAGACUGCACACAGGUGAGAGACCGUAUCAUUGUAAAAGAUGCAGGAAAAAAUUUAUAAGUAGUGGUCGUUUAUCGGCACACGUGAAAAGAGCACACAAGUGAGAAACCGUAUCAUUGCAAAAGCUGCUGGAAAAUGUUCCCAUACAGAAGUCAUCUGUUUGGACACACGAGUACUCACUUCGUUGACAAAGCAUAUGUUUGAGAAGUCGUAAUCUUGAAGCAUUUAGAGAGAACAACAUCUGAGAAGCCAAGCAUGACAGAAGAGCUAAGGAUUUAUACAUGUUCACAGGAGAGCUGUUCAGAGAAUAUUUAUCUAUAGGCUGGUUGAAACUCAAUUUGAAUAUCAAGUUUUAUAUUUGCUGUCUAUUCAUGGAUAACUGAUGGCUUUUGCUGAUUUGGAGUUGGUGUCUUGUGAUGUAAAACUGCAUCUGAGCUAUUUGUUUUUUUUAAUAAAUAGAAAAUGUUGAAGGUUUUUUUAUUUUGUUUUUUACAUUUUGUAGCUAUUCAGUUUAUUUGGUUCAUAUCGCUUUUGGUUAUUUAGUUCAUUUCAACUGACUUUGUUUUGUUUUUGUUUGUUUUUUACUUUUCAGUUUUGUAAGAAUGUAGACGUUGUUAUGCGAUCAUCAGGUUUUACCAGUACCAGCAUUGGGGAGGGUCUUUGUCUUGUUGUGUUUUAUCUGCAUAGCAGUAACUAAUGAAAGAAUAUUUUGACAGUAAUAAAGUAGAACAUUUGUGUACCCUUGGACUCCUCCAGCCUGCAGCAAAGACCUCGUUCCUGUAGCUGCACAUAUGUUUCUCUGCUUGAGAGCACAGUGUGAGGCAAAGAUGUUUUUCCUGCAUCAUGGGGACCUGCCAGAGCUGAGGAAGGCUGGUUUGAGCUCAACUUUCAUUCAGCACCGCUUUAAAAGAUCAAAGAGGGUUUUAAGCAGAGUAGAAUAAGAUGGAAUAGGGAUAAGUGAUAAGGGUUUACUUCAAUUGUAUCCUUUAUAACUGUUGAAUAGAUUUUUAUAUAUUAUUGCUGUUAGCCUUCUGCCUGCAUUAAAUAAAUUGAAUCUAUGAUUAUA
Molecule: messenger RNA, 2902 nt
Organism: Oreochromis niloticus (Nile tilapia)
Lineage: Eukaryota; Metazoa; Chordata; Actinopteri; Cichliformes; Cichlidae
Product: zinc finger protein OZF
Exons: 4
Coding region: 60-1940 (626 amino acids)
Biological process (GO): embryo development; regulation of transcription by RNA polymerase II
Cellular component (GO): nucleus
Molecular function (GO): DNA-binding transcription factor activity, RNA polymerase II-specific; RNA polymerase II transcription regulatory region sequence-specific DNA binding
Source: RefSeq, a predicted model, not a curated record